Molecule: messenger RNA, 656 nt
Organism: Talaromyces proteolyticus
Lineage: Eukaryota; Fungi; Ascomycota; Eurotiomycetes; Eurotiales; Trichocomaceae
Product: putative mitochondrial F1F0 ATP synthase subunit F
Exons: 6
Coding region: 47-355 (102 amino acids)
Biological process (GO): proton motive force-driven ATP synthesis
Source: RefSeq, a predicted model, not a curated record
CAAGUUUCUUGAUUCGAAGUCACCCGCUGAAUUAAGACCUGCCAAAAUGAGCUACAUCACUCGCCGGGCCCUGUCCACCCUGAUCCCACCCAAGAUUGCAUCUCCUAACGCAAUUGGUGCUGCUCAAGAUGCUGCUCGCAUGGAACGUGUAGUCAGCUUCUACGCCCGCCUCCCCCGCGGCUCCGCUCCUGAGCCUAAGCCCACUGGCCUCCUCGAGCGUUAUCAAGCGCGCUACUUCAACGGAAAGAACGCAUCGGCCAUGCCAUUUGUGCACGUCAUUGGAACCCUCUUGGUUUUGGGCUACAGCAUGGAAUACUACUUCCACCUGCGCCACCACAAGAACCACCCUCACUAAAUGACUGUUGGUGGGGAGUUUCCUUUGUGAAGAAAUGGUGGUGGGAAGCGGGCUGUACAUAUAUUUGUGACAACAAUUUAUGGUCUAAAAGAGACCCAGCUGGUCCGCGUCUACUCAUGUAGCUAGAAUAUCAGUCAAGACAGAUGCAACUUGCUCUAUUUCUUUUGUUCAAAUCAUUGAUGUUGACAAACUGAGCGGCUUUCGCUUGUUGUAGAAGCUAACCUACACCUGUAAAAGACCGGAUAGUUUCGAUUAAAUGCUUACAUUAAGCAGCUAAUAUAUUCAAUCUUGAGCAACUAUA